Molecule: messenger RNA, 3207 nt
Organism: Cladophialophora psammophila CBS 110553
Lineage: Eukaryota; Fungi; Ascomycota; Eurotiomycetes; Chaetothyriales; Herpotrichiellaceae
Exons: 1
Coding region: 1-3207 (1068 amino acids)
Biological process (GO): carbohydrate metabolic process
Molecular function (GO): hexosyltransferase activity; UDP-glycosyltransferase activity
Source: RefSeq, a predicted model, not a curated record
AUGGCUCAAAUUCUCGCGCCUCUGGCAUCUUCCACUGUGGAGCACGAGACCAGCCCAACCUGUGACCCUCUUUCGACGUCCUUUCCCUACCUUGAACAGGCGCAAUCAACCGAAGAUAGCCUUCGUGGAUGCUCAGAUACCACUCUACACGAUGAAGCGCAUUCGCGAGAUCCAGAGAGCAUCAAAGCCGAUCAACAGAACGGCGACCUUGAAAGGCCGCGCCUUGCUUCACGCAAGUUCGAGACCGAAAUUGCUCGCCGUCGUCCCUCAGGAACAUCCGUUCCUCCCAGACAGCAUCGCUCCACGGUGAAUUACCCUAUCCUACAAAGCGCUAGGCGUCGAGUUUCGUCGAGCAAUUCGGAUACCUCGACUUCGUCGGAUGAGGACAACACAGCUGGACUGCAAAGGGCACAGACACAACCAGCUCACGAUGCGCUGUCCAAAUCCCAACUCAAUCGAGUGCGCACUCACCCGAGGCCAUCGCAUCUCAAGGUAGGAAAUGAGUACUUCCAAUCUCAAGGGAGAAUAGCCAAGGAUGGGAGAUUGAACAUCUCAGUCAAUGAGACAUCUCAAACAGGCUAUCUCGCCAAAGCGCUGGGCGCAACCAUUCGACACCAGCUCGGUCCCGACUACCAAGAGGAGGCAAAGCUGGCAGAGAAGGCUAAGGCCGAUUUUCUGAGGGACAAACACAAGCUUGUCGUGCCUUCGAUGAACAUAGUAAUUAUGGUGAUCGGCAGCCGUGGCGAUAUCCAACCUUUUCUGAAAAUCGGGAAGAUGUUGAGAGACAAGUAUCACCAUAGAGUCAGAAUUGCUUCCCAUCCUACCUUCAAGCAGUUCGUCGAGAAGGAGGUUGGCCUUGACUUUUUUUCCGUCGGUGGAGAUCCUUCCGAAUUGAUGGCAUUCAUGGUCAAAAACCCUGGGUUGAUUCCGACGCUCGAGACCGUCAAGUCUGGAGAGAUAGGCAAGAGGCGUGAGUCCAUGUAUCAAAUGUUCCAAGGAUUCUGGAGGGCAUGCAUCAAUGCCACAGACAACGAAACGGACGCCGCCAACUUGGAGAUGAUGGGCUCAAAACCCCCUUUUGUGGCCGACGCAAUCAUCGCCAAUCCACCCUCUUUCGCACACUAUCAUUGCGCAGAAAAGCUCAGUAUUCCGCUGCAUUUGGUCUUUACCUUUCCUUAUUCGCCCACACAAGCGUUUCCCCAUCCCUUGGCCAACAUCAAGGCUUCAAACGUCGACCAGAGGUACACAAAUUUCAUGAGCUAUCCGUUGGUCGAUUUGAUGACAUGGCAGGGGUUGGGUGAUUUGGUCAACCGAUUCCGUGUCCAAACGCUAGGUCUGGAACCCGUCUCGACUCUAUGGGCCCCCGGUCAACUCUCCCGUCUCAAGGUUCCGGUAACCUAUCUCUGGUCACCGGGCCUUGUUCCGAAACCUCGUGACUGGGGUCCGGAGAUCGACAUCGCAGGUUACGUCUUUUUGGAUCUUGCGGCAUCUUAUAAUCCACCAGAAGACCUGACCAAAUUUCUUGACAGGUCAGACGAGCGACCCAUCGUCUACAUAGGGUUUGGGUCCAUUUCGGGAAUUAGCGAUCCGUUGGCAUUCACGAGGAUGGUUUUCGAAGCGGUCGAGAAGGCUGACGUUCGCGCCGUGGUUAGCAGAGGAUGGGGAGGUAUGGGAGACGGAAUGGAAAAACCCGACGGUAUCUUCCUGAUUGACAAUGUCCCCCACGACUGGCUAUUCCCUCGCGUCGACGCAGUGGUUCACCACGGUGGUGCUGGAACCACGGCCGCAGGGCUGAGAUUCGGCAAGCCAACAAUGAUCGUUCCUUUCUUCGGAGAUCAGCCUUUCUGGGGUGCAAUGGUUGCAAGGGCAGGAGCUGGUGCAAAAGAGGCUCUUCCUCUUAAGAAACUCGACAGGGACAGAUUUGCUGAGGGCAUCCGACAGUGCCUAGAGCCUGAGGCCAGAGCCAAGGCGCAAGUGAUUGCAAAGAGCAUUCAAGAGGAAGGCGACGGCGCAGAAAACGCGGUGGACUCUUUCCAUCGACACCUGGAUCCCGCAGGACCAUAUUCGGCGCGUUGCAACAUCUUCCCGGAUCGCGUCGCUGUUUGGAAGACCAGACAUGCCAGCACGCGACUAUCGGCGCUGGCAGCAGAAUUGUUGGUGGAAAGUAAACAGAUCCACUGGUCGAACUUGGAGUUGGCCAAAAUUCAUGAGUGGACCGACUUCCAGGGGCCCGGGGAACCUAUUACGGGCGCGGGCGGUGUGCUUGUCAAGGCCUUUCAGGAGGCAUGUUAUGGGCUUGUGACGAUGCAUGAGACAGCGAAACGGGAUAUCAAACACUAUGAGAAGCGCAGACGGAGGCAAAAGCAGAAGUCAGCAAUCGAAGGACUAGUUCUACCUGGACGAAUCGCUAUGGCUACACGGGGCACCUCUGUGGACGAGCAACGGAAAGAGCACGCCAGGCUCAUGCGACAAGUCAACUUCCACGGCGAGGCAGAGCCAGUGAAGUUGCCCUUUGGUCAGCCCAACCCAAGCCAGGAUGCUAUUGGACAAGGCUCCAAGUUGACCAGGACUGCGACGGCGAGCUCAGACCGGACUUCCCCAAUGGUGGUGAUCUUGCAAGAUGUGGGAAAGGGGAUUGGCUACUCCAGCAAAGCCAUCGCAAAGCUACCCUUGCAGAUGUGGAAUGCCCUUGCUCUUGGAUUUCACAACGCACCUCGACUGUAUGGUGACAAGACAGUGCGGCCUUCUCCCCAAGGGAUCAACGGAUUCCGGACGGGACUGAAGGUGGCUGGCAAAGAGUUUUGGCUCGGGCUCUACGACGGGGUAACGGGUGUGGUGCGAAUUCCAUACCUCGAAGUCCAUGAGGAUGGCAUGUCUGCACUGCCCAAGGGAGUUGCGCGAGGCAUUGGCGGACUGGUGUUGAAGCCCAUCUCCGGCGUGCUUGGAUUAGGGGCGUAUACGGCGAAGGGAGUCCAUAACAGCGUGCGGCGACGAGUACGAGAUACUCAGAAGACAGAACGAUGGAUCCGGCAUGCCAGGAUCGCGCAGGGACACAGAGAAGCUCAGAUGUUGGAAGAGCAGCGAAAAGACGGUAGCCCGGAGUCGUCACAACCACUCCGUUCCAUGCUACCCGACCUCGCAGCGGCCCGCAAGCACGCCGUGCAACAAUGGACGACGCACGAGCAGGAAAUGCUGUCAGAGGAGUGA